Messenger RNA from Mesorhabditis spiculigera, 2658 nucleotides. The record is from the annotation of a GenBank genome assembly. NCBI's taxonomy places the organism in Eukaryota, Metazoa, Nematoda, Chromadorea, Rhabditida, Rhabditidae.
AUGAGCUUCAUCGUUCGCCAGAUUAGCGACCGCUUUGCCCGGAAGGAGCGCGUGCAGCGGCAAAACAAUUUUGACGAAAAUGAUGUGAACUACGAGAGGGUACACUUAUACGCUUCGAAAGCGCGAAAUCCACUGGCCGACCUCGAAAUCUACCGUGCAAAAGAUGGCACUUCCGAAAAUUUGCUCGUUUUGGCUUCCCGGCGACGAUCUGCCAAAACCUUUAAACGAUUUGUCGUUGCUAAGCACUUUUUCGUCCCGGACCUCGUCGUCCUCCACUCUCGGCUUCUACAAUACGUUGGAGUCCUCAGAUUUGUUCCCCGAAGAACAGCAAGUUCUUGGCUUGAGAAAUGUCUGGAAUUGAUAGAUGCUCACCCAAAUUGGCGUGCCUACCACUUGGCCGCCCAGCUUGGUGUUGUGGGAUAUUUUCGAAAACGCAAUGGACGAUUCUAUAACAUGCCCGCCAUUACUGAUGGGUUGACGCCGGUGAUGAUGGCUGUUAGGGAAGACCACUUCGAGCUCGUUUUCCGGCUCAUCGAAUUCAGCGUCGAGCUUCGAGCACUAGACAACGAGGGGAAGUGUGUGCUCGAUUAUGCCAAGGAAUCGGAUACCCAUAUGCUGGAGCUCCUCGCCGAGAGCCUCCCGGAAGAAUUCACCUUACUCUGGUGCGCCGAGAAUAAAUCAGGAAAAGCUGAUUAUUUGACAAAUUUUUUGGCUCAAAUUUCCCCAAGCUCCUCAGCGGCACGACGGAGUCCUCUUUACGAAGCGCUGACUAGAUCUCCGACCAGUCCAUUAAAAAUGGGUGAAAUGCUGUCCGCGUUCAACUUUGAUCUACACAAUUUUGACUUGCCAAGUGAAGGUACUUGGCUGCAUGCAGCGCAGAAUAAGCGGUCUCUGCUGAGCUUGUUGGAGAUGAAGCGGUUGAAGGAGUCUGAGCUCGACACAAAUGCUAGGGACAAACUGGGCAGGACCGCCCUUAUGGAACAUGUUAGAAAACGAAGACAUGGUUUUGUAUUAGCUCUCUACGGCUACUGGACCGACGUUAACGUUCGAGAUAUUGAAGGGAAUUCCGCAUUACAUUAUGCGGUCGUGGUAGUGAAUAAAUCACCUUCUUUUAAGAAUGAAGAUCUCGACAUGAUCAAAGCCCUCAUCUGCUGUGGUGCCUCUGUGAAUGCAAGAAAUCGCUACGGCGAAUCGCCACGUCAUCUGGCGGCUAGAACGAAAAGCCACACCGAUAUCGCCGCCCUGUUGGCGAUGAAGUGGGCGGCGUCGUGCCCAGAAAAUUCGAAGAAUUGCUUUGAAGUCUGCAUGCACCCGAAAAAUCCGCUUACUCGGUUCUUCGGCAGCGGAAUAAAACAAGAAAUCGACAACAAGAGGAAUGCCGACGAUCUGGAGGACCCAUUUUCGCAGCGUCUCACACGCCAUUUAGAGAAUGGGCGGAUGGAGAAUGAUUUGACAGCGCAUUUGAAUGCCCUAAAAGAAUUGACACGAAAAAUGGAACGGAACCGUGAUGGCCGAAAGGUUAUAAACGCACUGUCGUUGGAUGGCGGCGGAAUUCGUGGGCUAAUAAUUACACAGGUACUAAUGUCCCUGGAAGAAUUCCUGCCUCGCCCUCUUUCCGAUUAUUUCGAGUGGAUAGGAGCGACGAGUACUGGGGCCUGUCUCGGGGCUAGUUUGACGAUUGGCCUAUCCAUCCGUGAGGGCCAACGAAUAUACCUACGAUUUAAGGACGAUAUAUUUGAAGCCAGGGUUCGACCGUACGACGCUUUAAUCCUCGAGAAAUUCUACCGCAGUGUUUUUGGGGACGAGACGCGGAUGAAGGACACGCUGGGGAAUAACCAUUUCUUUUGUACUACAAACGACGCUACCGUAUAUCCGGCGUCGCUGAUGUUACUCCGGAAUUAUAGCUGUCGUGGUGAUGCACUGGAAUAUGGGGCUGACGGGGAGAGCGACCUCGAGAUCUGGCGUGCCGUGCGCCGCUCCUCCGCCGCGCCCACCUACUUCGCGGCGUCUGAGCAGAGAUAUGUAGAUGGCGGCCUUUCCAGCAAUAAUCCUACCAUGGAACUGUUAGCUGAGAUCCAGAACUGGAAUGCGCAUUGUCAGGAAGAGGACAAAUACGAGCUCGGCUGUGUGUUGUCCAUAGGAGCCGGGCGUACGCUGGGCCAGCCGGUGGACCCUGGGCAGAUCGAGAUGGCGUCGAUGUUCGGGAUGGUGAAGGGCAUUCGCAAUUUGUUCAACAUGGUGAUGGCACAGGUAACGGCAACGGAUGGAGCUGUAGUGACUCGAUCUCGAGCUUGGACACAUUCACUCGGUGCUGCAUAUUACAGGCUAUGCCCGAUGAUGUCAAAAGAAUAUCAGCUGGAUGCCAAAGACGACUCUGAUGUGAUUGCCAUGAUGUGGGAAUGCGUUGUCUAUGCUUUUUCACAUAGAGCUCAAUUCGAAGAAAUUGCCGCCACUUUGAUCAAAGUUGGUCCCGCCCACGCGAAGACUGAUAGACGAAGGCGCAGCUCGUGGUCCGGAAACCCGAAUAAUAGGAAGCAUUGGCGGCAAAAGAGACCGAAAGCUGAGAAUCUACUCGAAAAGAGCGUCUACAAGAGCAUGGAGGAUCUGGAUGUUACGCCAAAGCCUAGUGUUGUCUUGGCGAAUCCUCCUUUUAAGAAA